GCGAGCUUCGCACUUUACCAAACGUGCUGUGUGCAACUGAAUAUGAUCGAACUUUUUCACGUGCUAGUGUUUUAAUGUUUAUAUGGACGAUAAGAGGUGUCCAUUUGUCGUCGAGUGUUCACCGUUGCUAAAAGAGUCUUGAAUAAUUCAUUGGGAUAUUAAGCCGGGACCCUAGUGAAGCCGUGCGUUACAUUACGCUAUAUAACCUGUAUUGUUUGAACAGGAUUAAACACCAAAUUAACUUCGUUUUAACUUAAUUCGAUGACUCCAGAAUAGACGGCCAUUACAAAUGCUAAAUUACAAGGUCGUUGUGGUCUCAAUAAACGGUCGUACUGAUUAAACUGUGUUAAAAGACUUCGAUAGUGCUGGCUCAUCGUUCAAUUGAAAGACCAUUGACAAUAGAUAAUGAAGGUCACGAGAAAUCGUGCGCUCAAUGGACAAUCCGUUUUUGGAAUUAAUUUUUUUUUACGAAAACGAUAUCCCUUCACGUGAAUUAGUUUCAACGAUAAUUGACUCGAAUUGAACUGGAUAUUGGAAAGAGAGACUAAUGAAUAUGGUGUUACGGUGCGUUUUAGUGGUUCUGAUGUCGGCAAGUUUGGUCUUGGGGACUGGUGAGUGGACUGAAGAUGCUGAAGAUUUAGUAUCGACAGUGGAUGUGGACGCUGUUUUGGGUCGCACGGCAUCUUUGCCCUGUGACGUCACACCGGAUGCUACAGAAGACCGAGUAUAUAUGGUUUUGUGGUUUAGAAAGAGUGGCGGAAAACCAAUAUAUAGUUUCGACGUACGUGGAAGAUCCUUCAAUAAAGCACUACAGUGGUCAGACCCUGGAGCCUUCGGUCCUCGUGCCUACUUCGCGACCGUGUCACGCCCUGCUUCUUUGACACUUAGCUCCGUGCAAUUAGAUGAUGAAGGCGUCUACAGAUGCAGAGUUGACUUUAAGAAUUCCCCGACUAGAAACUUCCAAAUACGGCUUACUGUUAUAGUGCCACCACAUCAGAUGUUACUUUACGAUAAAUCAGGUGCCGAUGUCUCGGGCAUUGUAGGACCUUUGGAGGAAGGCGCUGUACUUGUAUUGGUUUGCGAAGUACGUGGAGGUCGCCCGGAGCCCGUGGUUACAUGGCUGGUAAAUGGCAAGCCAGAUCUUAGAUAUAUCGGAGUGAAGACAGACACACACGUCAUAGUUAACCGGUUGGAAGCCCAACAACUAACUAGGGACAGUCUAAAUAGCACCUACAAGUGUCGAGCUACGAACACGAACCUUGUGCCGCCGCAAGAAAAAUUGGUGCGGUUAGAAAUGAACUUGGCUCCUCUAUCUGUGUCUCUACUGAAUCGGCCACAGCAGCUUCUGGCUGGUUCAGCAGUUACACUUCAGUGUGUCUCCGAAGGAAGCAGACCACCAGCUCUUAUCACAUGGUACAAGGAUAACAGAAUUUUUGAGAAAGAGAGGAUUGCCGAAAGAGCUAACGAAACGUGGUCAGUUAGUUCUUUGGUCUUUCACCCGACGCCAAGUGACAAUGGAGUGAUAAUAAAAUGUGUAGCUACAAACCCGAGACUUCCCGCAAAGACAAUUGAUGAUCAGUUUGAAUUAAACGUUGUAUAUAGUCCCUUGGUGACGUUGACUUUGGGCAGCACUCUGAACCCUCAUGAUAUAAAGGAGGAAGAUGACGUCUACUUCGAAUGUAACGUGCGCGCUAACCCAAAGGAAUAUAAGAUAUCAUGGUAUCAUAAUGGCAGCCCCGUAAUACAGAAUAUGAGGUCUGGUAUUAUUCUCAGUAGUCGAUCGUUAGUCUUACAAAGACUCACUAGACAAGAAGCAGGAUUGUACUCGUGCAAGGCGACCAACGCAAGGGGCGAGUCAUCAAGCGAGGCAGUUAGAUUAAGGGUGCAAUAUGCACCUGUGUGCGGAAUGGCCUCACCCCAAGUGAUUGGCGCGGCACUUGACGAGUCGUUGCAUGUGCAGUGCUCUGUGCACGCGGAUCCCGCUGACAUCACGUUUUUGUGGCAGUUCAACAACAGUGGAGAGAGCUUUAAUGUAUCACCUGCGAGAUAUGGUACAUUAAAUGGAAGCACAAGUGAGUUACGAUACACACCAGCAAGUGAGAGGGAUUAUGGAGCCCUCACAUGCAGAGGGACAAACGCGGUCGGCCGACAACUUCAGCCAUGUAUUUUCCAAAUAGUACCAGCUGCUCGACCAGCUCCGCCUCGAAACUGUACAAUAAUGACGGGAAAUGACUCAACUUGGGAGGAAUUAUAUAGAAAAGACAUAAUUGUCUAUGUAGCUGUACGAUGUGUGACAGGGUACGAUGGUGGACUACCCCAGCUCUUGAUUCUUGAAGCCUUCGAUUCGAUUACUGGAGUAACAAAAUUUAACGUUACAGCUAAUGAAACUGAUGGGGUGGCCGUUUUCCUGAUGCCUGCAGCAGUAUUAUGGUCCAGUGGCAGUUCACUUCGGUUAACAGUGCACUCGCAAAAUGAUAAAGGCGCUUCAGAACGAGUGCUUUUGCAGGCUCUUUCCUAUCAAGACCCAGAAAGAAGAACAGAUGGAAGUCAAAGUACAAUGGCGGGUGUGUCACGUGGUGCUUUUUUGGCAAUCGUCAUCGCAGUACUAUUCUGCUCAAGCGCUGCCGUACUAGCCGGCUAUUUUCUUAGAAAACGAAGAAGCGGGACUGUUACAAAGCAGCAAACGCCAGAGCUUCAGCUAAAUGCAGCAGAUGGACAAUAUGUUGUGGCUUACACAUUGAAGCCAGCAAAACAUAUACAACCAGACAUUUUAAAUCCGCCACCAGAUGGGUGCCCUCCAAUCGAGUGUGUAGAGGCUGUCAAAAAUGGCGCCCCCAAUGGUGACGAGUGGACCAGCGAGCGGAGCUCCAAUUCACAGGAGCAGCGAAAUUCGUUGGCGUCGCCCAAAAGUACGUCAAGCAAAGCAACAUUAAGUACAGCAACCUUGAGCAGAAGGGAACACUUAAUUGCAGAAGAAAUUCCGGGGCCAGAGAGUUGUGUAUAAUGGAAAUCCUGUAAAUUUAUUGUAUGUUGACUGUGAAAAUUGUGAUAAUGUAAAUACAGAUUAGGAAUAUU
Molecule: messenger RNA, 3075 nt
Organism: Pieris rapae (cabbage white)
Lineage: Eukaryota; Metazoa; Arthropoda; Insecta; Lepidoptera; Pieridae
Product: neural cell adhesion molecule 1
Exons: 18
Coding region: 548-3004 (818 amino acids)
Source: RefSeq, a predicted model, not a curated record